GGCCAGCUCCAGCUCGCGCGUACAUAGAUCCCUCGAUAGUUACAUAGCCAACCGAAACAAACCAAACAACAACAAAAACAGCACCAAUAACAACAACGACAAUGGGCGUUCCAACUUCCCCAGACCCGUAUCUCGCCGCCGCUUCGAAAAAGAACGGAUUGCCGCCAAAGGGCCAGCCUCACGGUGUCGCUGUCCCGGGCAGCAAGAGGCCUGGCUGCACCGCUGUGUAUCGCCACUACCAUACUGGCGUCGGAGAGUUGCCAAAGACCAUUGAUCCGUCGAUCACCACUAUGUGGGAGGCGUUCGUCUCUGCAUCUUCCAAAUACCCAAACAACAACUGCCUCGGAUGGCGAGAGCAGGAUACCAAGUCAAAGAAAUGGGGCCCGUACAAUUGGAUGGACUACAAAACCGUGCAGAAGCGCAGUGAGAACUUGGGCGCUGGACUGGUCCAGUUGCAUCAACAGGCGGGAGUCACGGAAAAGCAUGUCCCCACCGGUCUUUGGUCGCAGAACAGGCCUGAGUGGCAGAUCACCGACAUCGCGUGCAUGAGCCAAUCGUUGUAUUCUGUCAGCAUCUACGAUACUCUCGGUCCGGAUACGGCGGUGUACAUCAUCAACCAUGCUGAGCUCACUACCGUUGUCGCCAGUCUUGUGCACAUUCCCACAUUGCUGUCGAUAAAGGACCAAUGCCCCGGCCUCAAGGCCAUCGUCUGCAUGGACCCUCUGGUGGGCGAGGGCGAGGCCCCCGGCAACAGCAAGAAGGCAAUCCUCGGGGCCUGGGCCGCCGAGAAGGGCGUAGCACUGUACACGAUGGCCGAAGUCGAAGCGAUGGGUGAGAGGAGCGGGCUGCGGCCCAGCCCUCCCCGCCCUGAGGACGCCAUCACCAUCAACUACACCUCCGGCACCACCGGAUUCCCCAAGGGAGUGCUGCUGAAGCACAGCAAUGCGGUCGCCGCCGCCUCGUGUGCCAUGUCCAGCAACAUGUACCAAACCCCAAAUGACGUGACGCUCUCGUACCUACCACUCGCGCACAUCUACGCCCGUAUCGCCGAGAAUACCACCCUCUGGGGUGGUGGAGCGGUCGGUUUCUUCCAUGGCAAUAUCUCCGAGGUCCUCGAUGACAUCAAGACGCUGCGUCCCACAACCUUCAUCUCGGUCCCGCGCCUUUUCAACCGCAUCUACAACGCCAUCCUCGAAGCCACCGUCGAGCAAGGCGGCAUCAAGGGCGCGCUUUCCCGCCAUGCCCUGGCAGCAAAGAUGGAGCACAUGAAGACGAACGGCAGCAACAGCCACGCCCUCUACGACCGUAUCUGGGCCAGCAAAGUCCGCGCCGCCCUCGGCUUCGACCGCUGCCGCGCUAUGGUCUCGGGCUCGGCCCCGAUCGCUCCUGAAGUCCUGCAGACGCUCCGCGUGAUCUUCGGCAACAACUUCAUCGAAGGCUACGGCAUGACAGAGACGUACGCGGUCGCCCUCGGGCAGUUAGUCCAAGACAACAGCGCCGGCAACUGCGGCCCGCCGUCGAUAACCAACGAGUGCAAGCUCCGCGACGUUGCCGAAAUGGGCUACACCUCAUCCGACUCCCCCAAGCCCCGCGGCGAGCUCAUGAUCCGCGGGCACACCAUCUUCAAAGAAUACUACAAGAACCCCACCAUCACCGCAGAGUCAUUCGACUCCGAGGGCUGGUUCGCAACCGGCGAUAUCUGCAGCAUCGACUCCCUCGGGCGCUUCUCGAUCAUCGACCGGGUCAAGAACCUGCUCAAGCUGGCACAGGGGGAAUACGUGUCCCCGGAAAAAGUCGAAAACGAGUACCUCGCGAACCUGCCGGUGUUCGCGCAGGGGCUCGCCUACGGCGACCCGUUCCAGACGUACCUCGUCGGGGUCUUCGGCGUCGACCGCGCGCACUUUGCCGACUUUGCGGGUAAGGUCCUGAAGCGCACCAUCGACCCUGCGGAUACCGUCGCCAUAGAGAAUGCCUGCGCGGAUAAAAAGGUCCGCAUGGCUGCAUUGAAGGAAAUGGAAAAGGUCGCGAAGAGAGUCAAGCUACAGGGCUUCGAGAAGAUUAGGAACGUUCAUCUGUGUAUCGAUCCCUUCACUAUCGAGAAUGAUCUGUUGACGCCGACACUCAAGAUGAAGAGGAUACCUGCCACAAAGAAGUACAAGGAGAUCCUCGAUGCGCUGUAUGAGGAGACGGAUCGGGAGAAUCCUCAGAAGGCCAAGUUGUAGAGGCCAUCCAGGUUUUGUGGCGGUG
Molecule: messenger RNA, 2247 nt
Organism: Tricharina praecox
Lineage: Eukaryota; Fungi; Ascomycota; Pezizomycetes; Pezizales; Pyronemataceae
Exons: 6
Coding region: 102-2222 (706 amino acids)
Biological process (GO): long-chain fatty acid metabolic process
Cellular component (GO): endoplasmic reticulum; membrane
Molecular function (GO): long-chain fatty acid-CoA ligase activity
Source: RefSeq, a predicted model, not a curated record